UCCGCGCUCAGGUUGUAUCUGCAUCUCUGAAUGCAACAGAGAAGUAGAUAUUGCAAAUGAGAACUGGAAAUUGGCGCUGAAGUCCUAUGCUAUUUACCUGACAUUGAAACAAAUGGGAUUAACUGUAUUGACAGUCAGGACUGCACUGUAGUAAACCUUGGAGGCAAGAUGGGUUGUAUAUCAAAGGAAGGCGGAAAUCUAGGGUAGAUGAUAGACAGGGAUGACUUCCUGAGGCUGUGCUUUGUGCACCGGAUCAGCUGUACUGAAGGCGGAGAAGGAACUGCUGAAUUGGAAAAGCUUCAUUCAGUUUCGCUUUUGCAGAAAAGAAACGCUGCUUUCAGGGAGGCGCGGAGAUCCUGGAGAAGACGAGUCGGUUUCCGCGAAAUGACGUCGCGGGGCGGGGCUUGACCGCGGCUAGCGCUUUUUCUGUACGCGUAGAAGAAGCCCGCGCGCAGGCGGCACGAUGGUGGGCUUUGUUUAUGUGCUGCUGCUGAGCAGAAGCUCCCACUUGCACUGUGCACUUACACCAUAAAGCAAGAAGACGCAGCGUAUACCGUGUUCCGCGGGGUUGCCUCCCGCACAGAAUGGAUCCCUUCAGUUUUCGGGACCCCUUCUCUUAUGCCGAGUUUGUGAAAACACAGGGAAAUCAAGACUUCAAAAAUGGGAACUACACUCUAGCCAUCAAAAAGUAUGAUGAAGCAAUAAACGUAUUGGUUUAUUUACACCAAACAGCAAGGGUUUCUCACCACCGAGAUAUGGCCGUUUUACUGUGCAAUCGAUCAAAUGCCUUUUACAACUUAAAUAAAUGGGAAGAAGCGUAUUACUCAGCACAUGAGAGCCUCCAGUGGGAUCCAGGUUACAUUAAGGGGUACUAUAGAGCUGGCUACUCUCUGAUUAAAUUGUCACAACCUCUGGAUGCAGCUAAAAUUUUUCAUCGAGGUUUGGCCUUUCUUUGUAACUCAUCAGAUGUGGGUCAAACUUCUGAUUUUAUAGUUGGUGUCUUCUCAAGCAUUAACAAUGAAAGGACGAUUACCCCACCUUUUUUAUCUAUCUGUAAAAAAAUAGUGAGUGAUAAUUACAGUCCACCAGUUUGGCAACAGGUGAUUGAAAAGCUGGCCAGGAAAGGACUGUGGCAGUCUUCCUUAUUGUUGGCUGCCGAGAAAGACAGGUUGCCAAGGAGUCUACGAGUAACCAAUUUAUCACUAAGAGAGCUGUUUGAGAAAUAUGUUCUUUUUGGCCAAUAUGAGAAAAUGGAAAGGGUACCCAAACUGGUGGAGUGGCUUCUCUCCAUCGGAGCAAAUAUAGAAAGUGUUGGAACUUAUCCUCUUCAUGCUGUCAUCAUGCUUUGUAUGAAAGCAAAAGGAAACCACCUUUUCAGAUGGUUACUGGAUCAUAAACCUGAACUGAAAAGUCUUAUCAACCAGCAAAAUGAAGAUGGGUCCACAGUUCUCCAUGUUGUAGCAUCCCAAUCCAGUGGAUAUUCCUUGAAAAAUCAGAUAGACGAUGUGGUUAUGCUUCUAAAUGCUGGAGUGGAUCCAAGGAUCUGUGAUGCACAGUCAAGGUCUGCUAUGGAUAUCUUGAAAAAAAACAAGAAGUUUAGGGUUAUAGAUAUAAUCAACAAGCAUAUGGACAGAUGUAAGCUACACACAGAGGAGUCACCAGGGCAGACUGAAAGCAAAGCUGCUGCAGAUGCUGUUGCCUUACUUCAGGAUGCUUUUGAGCAGUUUGUGGGUUUUUGCUGUUCGGAAAAGAGAAUGCAUAACAUCAGUCUUUUGAAGCAUGAAAAAAUUCAGAGGCUUCUGCAGCUUCUGUCUACAAUAAGAGAAAUUCCUGAAGAAAUAGUCUGUGAUAUUCCUUCUACCUUUGCCAGCAGUUUCAUAAAGCUGUUGCUGGAGAAGCAAAUGUGGCAUGAGGUUCUGCUGUUGCUGACCCGAAGGGCCACAGGGAAGAAGACAUCAGGAGACGGCCUUGUUAAAAACUGCAGCCUCUCAGACCUUGACAUUGGCACUGUCUUGAAACGCAUAGGCAGAUCGGAUGAACGACGAGUAAAACUCAUAAGCUGCUUGAUAGAGAGUGGAGCGCCACCUGAGGGGACUGGAACUAUCCAUGAAAAACCACUUCAGAAAUGCUUAAAGAACAAUGAUUUUGAAUUGGCAUAUUUGCUGCUGUCCUCUGGUGCAGAUCCUUGUCAUAUAUCCAUUGUGGAAGGUGAUACUCCUUUGCAUGCUGCGUUGUCAAUUUGUUUCGAUAAAAAAGAUGAUAUUGGCUUACGUAUCCUGAGUUACCUUCUAGAAUUAUUUUAUUCAAAUCCAUCCAUGUUUCCACAUCUUAAUCCUAAUAACCAAGACAAGAAUGGAAAUACAGUAAUGCACAUUAUUUUUCAGAAAAACCUAACAAAGCACAUUAAGAAAAUGUUAGGUUUGCUAGCAAAGUUUGACAUUAACUUUAAUUUAAAAAAUAACUUUGGCAGAGAUGUGCGUUACAGAAAGAAAAAGAAUGAUCCAAUGCUUAUAGCUUGGAAUGAAGCCCUGGGUGAGAACAAGAAGAAAUACCGGCAUGAUGGAAUGGGACAGCAAACUAAAAUGCUAAAAUCCACUUCAGCUUGUAACAGGUCACAGGCUUACAAAAAUUUAGCCCAUUCUUCAACUGCACAUUUAUCCAAAAUGCCACCUGGAAAACUGACACCAGACAUGGAACCCCUAGCAUGUGCUGUUUCCGAUAACAAGGAAGAGGCAGAAGAUGUUGGAGUAAAAAAUCCAACUUUUAGAGAUACUAAUAAGCCAUUGACACUGCGAGAAUGUCUUGUACAAGAAAUCACACAGUUAAUCCAGAAACUUGCAUUGGGUGAAAUCUCAACAAAAAUAAAUUCAGUGUCAUCCCAAGUACCAAAGCAGCCAUUUUCUGUGGCUGGGAUUGAAAGUGAAGAGAGUGAACAUCAACAGAUGGGUAUCCAUGAGGGGUUGGCUUAUAAUGGUAGAAAGGAUCCUUGCCUAGACAAAAAAGAUUUGGAGGAGAAGGCCCAGGAUGAGCUGAACGAGGCCAAAGCAGAAAAGGAAGAAGCCACUGAAGCUGACAGGCAGUUUCAGGAAAUUGAGACAUACAUUCAGGACUUUGAUAAUAUGACGUGGGAAAUUGAGUGCACAUCUGAAAUGCUAAAGAAGUUAGGAAACAAAAGUAUCCCCCAUUAUAUGAAGAAGAAAGUAAUAUUUGUAAUUCAGCAGCUGGGAAAUGGUGAAUGGACCCAAGGUUUACAAAAGAGGCUGAAACAUUUGAAAGCUGACAUUCAGCUCUACGAAGCAAAGUUGGACAAAGGUGCAAGGAUGCUGUGGGAGCUUGCAAUAGACUUUUCUCCUCGUUGUAGUGAGAAUGCAGAAAAGAUUAUAGAGAAUAAACUUUCUACUCAUCCAACAGAAAAAACUGGGAGAGUUUACACAGAAAUCAUUCGGAUAUGGGAUAUUGUGCUGGAUCACUGCAAACUCGACCGUGCCAUUGACCGUGCUGUUGAGCGUGCUGUUUACCAUGCUGCCGAAAAGAUAUGUAAAGCAUACAAUCGUGGGCUGUCUUGCAUCUUGAGAAAAAAGCUCAAAGGUAUAAAUGCAACUCUGGUUUCUUCUAACUUGAGCACACAAAAGCGUAUUCCUCGCAUUUAUGUUGAAGACACUAAGGCAGAAAAGUCAAAAGAUCAUGUCCUGCCUGAAUACUUUCCCCCAGCUAGUGCAGUAGAAACUGAAUACAACAUAAUGAAAUUUCACAGUUUCAGUACUAACAUGGCACUUAACAUCAUAAAUGAUAUGACUUCUGCUGUUGAAUACCCCUUCAGAGUGGGAGAGUUAGAAUAUGCAGUCAUUGACUUGAACCCCAAACCAUUGGAGCCAAUAAUCUUAAUUGGACGGAGUGGAACAGGGAAGACUACUUGUUGCUUAUACAGGCUUUGGAAAAAGUUUUACUCUUACUGGGAGAAAGCAGAGUUAGCAGAUGGUCCGCUGUUGGUCAGACAAACAUGGCACAGACUGAAAUUUAAUAUGCAUUUGGAAGACAAGAACACUGAGGAGGAAGAUAGCGAAAAACAAGAUGGCAGUGACCCCACUGAUUCAUCUGAACUGGAAACAUCUCUGAGUACAGAUAAUGAGCAAGAACAGGAUGAGGCCGAACAGGGUUCAAGUUUAGGAGACCCAGAAAUGAAUUUACUGUAUGACCAUGAUGAGGAAUGUACUGAAGAAGAAUCUGAUAAAUUAGAACACUUGCAUCAGAUCUUUGUUACUAAAAAUCAUGUUCUUCGCCAAGAAGUUCAGAGGAACUUCAUUGAACUUAGUAAGUCUUCCAAACCAACUAGUCAUUUCAAGCCCCUUGAAGCAAAUGUUUACAGACUUCAAGACGUUAAAGAUGAAAAUUUUCCUCUCUUCCUCACAUCCAGACAGUUACUGCUGUUACUUGACGCCUCUGUGCCUGAACCAUUUUUUCUUAGAAAUGAAGAUGGAAGUCUUAAGCGUACCAUUGCUGGAUGGUCUACUAAAGAUGAUCACGUCAUCUCAAAUUGGCAAGAAGAAGAUGAAGAAGUUGAUGUUGAAGUAGAUUAUGAUGAGGAUGAAAAGGCUGCAGAAGUUCAUGUAAGAGAGUGUGAUCCUCGGGUCUUUGUGACUUACAGUAUAUUUGCUAAUGAAAUCUGGCCCAAAAUGGUAAAAGGCAAGUGUCCCUACAACCCAGCAUUGGUUUGGAAAGAAAUAAAAUCUUUUUUGAAAGGGUCUUUUGAGGCAUUGAGCAGCCAUCAAGGCAUACUUACAGAAGAGGAAUACAAAAAACUAGGGCGGAAGAGAUCCCCAGACUUCAAAGAAGACCGUAGUGAAAUUUAUCAGCUGUUCUGUCUUUACCAACAGAUAAAAUCACAAGGAAAUUAUUUUGAUGAAGAAGAUGUCCUGCACAAAUUGUGUCAAAGACUCUCAAAGCUCAGUGAGCUACCAUGGUGCAUCCAUGAACUUUAUGGAGAUGAAAUUCAGGAUUUCACUCAGGCAGAGCUAGCAUUGCUAAUGAAAUGUAUUGAUGACCCUAAUGCAAUGUUUCUGACUGGUGACACAGCCCAGAGCAUCAUGAAAGGAGUUGCUUUCCGUUUCAGUGACUUGAAAUCACUUUUCCACUAUGCCAGUAAAAACUCUGCUGACAAGAAACAAUGCAUUGUUAGAAAACCAAAAAGGAUAUAUCAGCUUUAUCAGAACUACAGAUCUCAUUCAGGGAUUCUCUACUUGGCCUCGGGGGUUGUUGAUUUGCUUCAGUACUAUUUCCCAGAAUCUUUUGAUCGUCUUCCUAGGGAUUCAGGCCUUUUUGAUGGGCCUAAACCCACCGUGCUGAACUCUUGCAGUGUUAGUGAUCUGGCAAUUCUGUUGAGAGGCAACAAAAGAAAAACACAGCCAAUAGAAUUUGGAGCGCAUCAGGUGAUACUUGUAGCAAAUGACACAGCAAAGGAAAAUAUUCCGGAGGAACUUAGUUUGGCUCUUGUGCUAACAAUUUAUGAAGCGAAAGGCUUGGAAUUUGAUGAUGUGCUCCUUUACAACUUUUUCACAGAUUCAGAGGCUUACAAAGAAUGGAAAAUAAUUUCUUCUUUCACACCUGCCUCUUAUUUACCUGAAGAAACCAAAUUGAUAACUGAAUUACCCUUGGAGAAAGAUGCUGAUGCUCAAGGAAAACUUCCUGUUGUGAACCUAGAAAUGUACAAGAUGCUUAACGGAGAGCUAAAGCAAUUAUACACUGCUGUUACAAGGGCCAGAGUCAAUCUGUGGAUCUUUGAUGAAAACAGUGACAGGCGUGCACCUGCAUUUGAAUAUUUCAUCAAGCGAGAACUUGUUCAGGUUGUCAAAACAGAAGAAAAUAAAGAUUUUGAUGAUAGCAUGUUUGUUAAAACAUCAACUCCAGAAGAAUGGAUUGCACAAGGAGAAUAUUAUGCUAAGCAUCAGUGCUGGAAGGUGGCUGCUAAAUGCUAUCAAAAAGGAGGAGAAGUUGAAAAGGAAAAACUGGCCUUGGCACAUGAUGCCGUGCUUAAAGUGCAAUCAAAGAAAAUCAGCCUCAAAGAGAAGCAAAUGGAAUAUAUGAAUCUGGCUAAAACCUACCUAGAAUGUGGCGAACCAAAUUUGGCUGUCAAGUGCCUGAUCCACGCCAAAGAGUACCAGCUUUGUGCACAACUUUAUGAAAAAUUGGGAAAGGUUAAAGAGGCUGCAUAUUUCUAUAAAAGAGGACAGUGCUACAAAGAUGCAUACAGGUGUUUUGAACAGAUCCAGGAGUUUGAUCUAGCACUUAAAAUGUGUUGCCACGAGGAACUGUAUGAAGAAGCUGCAAAAUCUGUUGAAAGAUAUGAGAAAAUACUGAGGAAAGAAAGACGGCUGACUUCCAAACUUUCAUACACAGCAAACCAAUUUUAUUUGGAAGCUGCUGCAAAGUACCUACGUACAAACAACUUCAGUGAAAUGACAGAGGCGCUUUCCCACCUUGACACUGAAGACCAGCUUGUGUUUUUGAAAACGCACAAAUGCUUUGCUGAAGCAGCUGACCUGUUGAAGAGGGAACACAGAGAUGAAGAAGCGGCAAAGCUGAUGAAACAGCAUGGUUUUGUCUUGGAAGCAGCAAAGCUCACUAACCAAAAAGAGUUUCGAGCAUCAUGUUUGCUUGCUGCAGCCCGCCUUAACAUAGCAGGCAUUUGUAAGCUGGAGAACAUAAAGGCCAUCUUGAAUGAAGCCUUAGAUUUGUGUGAGCAAACAAACCAAAAGUCUGGCAGUGCAGAGGCUAUCUAUUUGAUGGGCCUUCUAGAGAAAGACUUCUAUACAAUGAAGAAGGCCUUUGAUAUGUUUUUGUACUUGAAUCACAAUGCUGGUGCUGUGGAAGCUCUGUUUGGAGCAAUACAUUGUGAAGAAAAAAGUGAGGCCAUCUUGAGAUUAACAUCAUAUGGAAUUGAAGCACUUCUGAAACUGGUCAAAGCUUUCCAAAAAGCAGGCACUAAUGCUGAGAAAGAAAUGGUGAAGUCCUGUUUUGAAUACUUUGGGAUUGUACUGAUAGACGGGAAAAAUUGCCAGGUCUCCCAGAACGAAGCAGGGUGCAUUCUAGCGUUUUUGUCUGAAAAUUACAACCCAGGAGAGAAGAAAACAAGUGAUCAGUUUAUUGUAAGCCUGGAAGAUGUGAAAUCUGCACUGCAUAAGCAUUUGUUGAAUAGGCUUACUGUCAUUAUUCACCGUUUACUUGAACUGAGUUUCCCAAAUAUUUGCAUGAAGUUCAUUGCAGGGUUGAACUGCGAAGCUGAAGCCUGUGAAGACUUCCAUAGAGUUCUGACACGUUAUGAGAUAAAAUCUAUAUUUCAGUGUAAAAUGCAUCUGGCUGCAAUAAAUGGGCUACUGUUAGAAGCCAAGCAAGUGUUUCCAAAAAAUUUGCUUCAUGAACCCAAUCUCAUUGAUGAACUGUUGACAGCUGAUAAAUACGCAUUAAGCAAAUCCCUUAUAAAUGCCAUCUUUCCCAAACAUUUUCAUCUGAGGAUGGUGUCCGCAAACCCAGUGGCAUGCAAACAGAUCCUGAGUCUUUACAGUUAUGCCUAUAAAAGUUCUAAUCUUUGCGGGAUGGUGCUGAGAGAAUGUGUCAGGUCUGAAUUUAAAAACGAGACAACUCAAAACAGAAGAGAAUCGACUGAUCUGUUGCUGAAGAUGAUGCAGGUCUUUGCUUUAACUUCCAGUUAUCCAGAAGAGUUUGAGAAACUCCUUUUCAGAGAAGAGGAUGAGUAUAAUAGAGAACUAAAAAUGGUAGAAGAAACAGGGAGGGGAAGACUGAAAGGUGUAGAGGGAAGAUACGGAAUGUUGCUGCCUGACAAAUACACGGGAAAUGCUGAAAGCACCCACUUGUGUUUCAUUAGACUCUUGCAGGAUUCCAUGGAUCAGCUCUAUGUACACAGAAAUCUUGAGCAGUGUAAAUGGCUGUUUUACCGUUUCAUGAAUGUCUUGGUGAAGAAAUGCAUUGACCCUUUAAUUCCAAGCAUAGGAAACACAAUGACUUUGUUGGAAUUUCAGUUUAUCCUGUGCUGUGCUGUCCUCAUGCGCCUCUGCAAAAACAUGACUCUUUGCCUUCCCAAGAGUUACAUUGCUGUCAUCCAUUUCUGGGACUUUUUAUUCACAAAGGGCGACCGAUGCAAAGACAUGUUCACGUUUUCUGUUAUACAAGAGUAUAAGCCUCAGGACACGAAGCAAGCCAUAAAGGAAUUUAAAGCUCAUCUGAGAUAUUUAGCUGAUGUUCUGUGUGGAUAUGAACAUUUCAAUGUACUCCUGGAUGCUUUUCGUGACCUUGAUUACAUCAUGUCAGGGGAAGCUGAGCGUACUGUGGUGCUUUGCUUGGUGAUGUUGGUGAAUGCUGAUCAGGUACUUAGUUGGAAAUAUACAAAUAUUUUAGCUGAACAGUUUCCUACCCUCAGGAAAAUCCUUAUAGAAUUAAAAAAUGAAUGUCCUUCCAAAGUGCCUGAAAGAUUGCUUAAGAUUGUGGAUUUGAUGAGUGGGGCUUCCAGUGUUAAAGAAGUAGUUGAAGGCCUCAAGGAGCUGCUGUUUUGUCGGGAUGCAGAGUUUUUAGCUGACUGUUGCUGGAGGUGGGAUCCUAAAGGAGCAAGGAGUACUAAAUACGAGGAUAACAAAGGGAUGAGAGGUAUCUAUUAUGAGGUUGCAGACUUGGAUAGAUUUGCAUAUGUCAGUCAGACAAAGUAUUUUGAAGAACCAGAACUAGAUCUUGAAGAGGAUAUCUAUGUUGAUGAGAGAGAAGAUCCAUUAGCCAAUAUAGCAUCAAUAAGGCAGCAGAAGCAACAGCAAAAAGCGUCUGCCAAGCGGAAGUUGCGGUGCCUUUUCUUGUUUGUCUACUGUUGUAUUAGAUGGAAAAGGAUUUCAUGUUCAAAACAAGAAACCUUAGAUACGGCAUUGGGAAUCUUUAAAAAAGCAGAUAUUGACCCGACACAGUGUGACCUCUGUGGAGUCAAAUUUCUCCAAAGACUUGCGAACUUCACUGCUCAGACAGAACACUCUGAAAAAGAACUCACAGAAGUGACAACGCCAACAGAGACUGAUUGGGAAGAGAGCAUGGAAAGAAGUGAAAAUUUUGCUGCUGGCGAAACUUUUGAAAAUCAUAUCAUCCUGGAUGAGCAUGCAAAUAAACGUGCCUCUUACCAGAGGUAUUUUGAGUUUUUCAGAAAUGAGGUGGAACCAUUAAUCCGUAAGGGGUUGGAAGUGGUGGAAAGUAUUGGCGAGAAUAUGUGCAUCAAAGGUCGCUUUGCAUCCAAUGAACAGUCUAGUCUAAUGGAAAGAAAAAUCCAAGAGGCUAUUAAGAAGAUUUCUGAUAAGGUGGAGGACAUCUAUAAGAGGAAAGCAUGGGCUGAUGCUGAAAAAACCAUGUCCAAGUUGGCUAGCGAUUUGAAUUCUAAUUUAGACAAAGCUUCUAAUUGGCUGAAGGAAACAGAGUCCUGCCUACUAAAGGAGGAAGGAACAAAGGAAUCUGCCUUAUACCGACUCAGGCCAUCUGGUACUGUACUGAUGACAUGGACUAUCACUGGCUCUUCAGGAUUCCAGGCAAUAGUCUUUUACAGAGAUUGAAUUUUGGAUCUUUACAUGCAAGCAUUUGCCCUACCACUGACCUAUAGUCCUUCCCAUUUAAAAAAGUAUCUUUUAAAAUUGUUCUUUUCAGUUCACUAAUGAAUGAACAGCAUACCUAGGGCUGAUCCACACCAUUCAUUUAAAGCACAUUCAACAUACAUUUAAAGCACAUGAAUCCCACCACAGAAUCAUGGGGACUGUAGUUUGUUCAAGGUGGUGGGUACUAUAACUGUGAGAGGGAAAUUACACUACCCAGGAUUCUUUGGGGGAAAUAAUGCACUUUAAAUGCGAGUUGGAUGUGCUUUAAAUAUAUUAUGUGGAUCUGCAUUAUUUCAUAAACUUUGCCUGCAUAUAAAUCAUUUUAAUUAUUUUUUAAAAUGGAAAAAAACUACAAACUUUACUUGGUGAACAUUGGCUACUCACCAUCGCUCAGCCUAAUCUGCCCCUCAGGGUGAAAACAACAGAGGGGGAACAUGACCACCCAAGGAAGAAGGGCACACUUAAAAUGUGGAAGAAAUAAUGUAUAACUAUAGUGUGAAAUCAGAUAUACAUUGAGACAUAAUUCAAAGAACUAUUUAUAUAAGCAUGAAUGUCAAAGAUGUUUAUUAUGUACUCAAGCUGUAAAGAUAUUUGUAGUGCAAUCUUAAGCAUGUUUACUCAGAAGCAAUGUUUUCCCAAUGUGUUCAGUGGGAAUUACUCAAAUAGGGAACCAUUCACAGGGCUGCAAUCUCAAAUAGUAAGGGACUUCACUCACCAAACCCAAAAUUCAGAAUCAUGCCACUUUAAGCUAUUUUGCAACUGUGUUAUACUUAUUUUAUACUUAUUGGAUUUUAAAUGGCUUUAUUUUUUAUUGUGAGCUGCCUUGGUUUCCAACCCUACCUCACAGGGUUGUUGGAAAGAUUCCAUACACACACACACUGGAGAUAUAAAAAUGCAUACACCCCAUAUAAUAGUUUGUUGUCAAAACCAGUUGGUAACUGCAGAACAUUUUUUUAAAAAUAUCAGUAUUAGUUUCCCACCAAAUAAAAUCAGUGACACCUAAGUAAGCCCUGCCUAACUGCUUAAAAAAAGAAUAUUGGAGGGCGAUAGAAAGGUUUACAGUACAAUCCUAGCCAUGUCUACUUAAAAGUAAGUCCUACUGAAUUCAGUGGGGUUUACUCCCAGGUAUUUGGUAUUAGCAUUGCAGCUUUACUCCCAGAAAAGUUAGUACAGGCAUACCCCGCUUAACGUUGCUUCACUUAACGUCACCUCGCUAUAACGUACAUGCUCCAUAUGUCACCAUACCCCGCUUAACGUAUGUGCACUUCUCAAUUAUGGACACUUAAUGGCAUGACGCCACUGCCAUCUAGUGGCGAUUGCCGUGCAGUACAUGCAUAGAUAAUUGCUUCACUUUAAGUACAUUUUCACUUUACAUACACGCUCCGGUCCCAUUGCAGAGUAUGCCUGUAUAGUAUUAAACAUUCAUACUGGGAAGGUUUUCAAAACAGGCUAUGAAUUAGACAAAUAAACUGCCCUCUUCAACAGCCUAGGAAACUUUGAACUUGUUUAACUCCUUAUAAUUAGAA
Rhineura floridana is the source of this 11155-nucleotide messenger RNA. It is a transcript of the gene TRANK1, whose product is annotated as tetratricopeptide repeat and ankyrin repeat containing 1. The transcript is spliced from 24 exons. Gene Ontology annotation, molecular function: ATP binding; protein binding. The record is from RefSeq and is a predicted model, not a curated record. NCBI's taxonomy places the organism in Eukaryota, Metazoa, Chordata, Lepidosauria, Squamata, Rhineuridae. Bases 585 to 9590 code for a protein of 3001 amino acids.